AUCUCCUGUGCUUUUAUGGGAAUUAAACACUCCUCCCGCUGUAUGCUGCUCAGGGGGGAAAUGGCGGAGUCUGAGAGCACUGAGCAACAGCAGCAGCCACAGCCAAUCCGCAUCAUCCAAUCUCAGCGCGUGCAGCCCACCUCGCUGCCCAAGCCUGUGCCCUCUGUCCACCAUGUCCCGCGGCCGCCCCAUACUCCCCACGCUGCCUCCCUGCCUAGCUGCCCUGGCCGGGGGAAGAUGGCCAAGUUCCUCAACCCUGAGGAGAUGACCUCCAGGGACUACUACUUUGACUCCUAUGCCCACUUUGGAAUCCAUGAGGAGAUGCUGAAGGACGAAGUGAGGACGCUGACCUACAGGAACGCCAUGUACCACAACAAGCACGCCUUCAAGGACAAGAUCGUCCUUGACGUCGGCAGCGGGACCGGCAUCCUGUCCAUGUUUGCAGCCAAGGCGGGAGCCAAGCACGUGUACGGGAUUGAAUGUUCCAGUAUAUCGGAAUACUCUGAGAAAAUCAUCAAGUCUAACCACCUGGACAGUGUUAUUACUAUCUUCAGGGGCAAGGUGGAGGAGGUGGAGCUGCCAGUGGAGAAGGUUGACAUCAUCAUCUCAGAGUGGAUGGGCUACUGUCUCUUCUACGAGUCUAUGCUCAAUACCGUCAUCUUUGCAAGGGACAAGUGGCUGAAACCCGGCGGUCUGAUGUUUCCCGACCGUGCUGCACUGUAUGUGGUGGCCAUCGAGGACAGGCAGUACAAGGACUUCAAAAUCCACUGGUGGGAGAACGUGUAUGGCUUUGACAUGACCUGCAUCCGUAACGUGGCCAUGAAGGAGCCCCUGGUGGACAUAGUGGACCCCAAACAUGUGGUCACCAACUCUUGCCUGAUCAAGGAGGUGGACAUCUACACAGUGAAGACUGAGGACUUGUCCUUCACUUCAGCAUUCUGCCUUCAGAUCCAGAGGAACGACUACAUCCAUGCCCUGGUCACCUACUUCAACGUUGAGUUCACCAAGUGUCACAAGAAAACUGGCUUCUCCACCGCCCCUGAUGCUCCGUUCACACACUGGAAACAGACAGUCUUCUACCUGGAGGACUACCUGACCGUAAAGAGGGGCGAGGAGAUCAUUGGCAGUAUUAACAUGAAGCCCAACGAGAAGAACAUACGCGACUUGGACUUCACCUUUGAGCUGGAUUUCAAAGGACAGAUAUGCGAGGCAGCCAUCUCCCACGACUACAAGAUGCGCUAGCUAGGUGUCCAAUAGGGAGAAGCCGGCGCGCUGCAGCCCCACAAAUACACAGAGGGAAAGAAGAGGCACUCCUCUCGACAACAGACAAUAAUGAGGAUGGGAUGGAGGGAGGAGAGGGAGUGCAUUGGAGGGAUCAGAGAGGGUGGGAUGGAGGGAGGAGAGAAGUUCAGAUAGA
This is a messenger RNA of Oncorhynchus nerka (sockeye salmon), 1417 nucleotides long. RefSeq names its product protein arginine N-methyltransferase 8-B (gene prmt8a). NCBI's taxonomy places the organism in Eukaryota, Metazoa, Chordata, Actinopteri, Salmoniformes, Salmonidae. Gene Ontology annotation, cellular component: plasma membrane. Gene Ontology annotation, molecular function: protein-arginine N-methyltransferase activity. The record is from RefSeq and is a predicted model, not a curated record. Gene Ontology annotation, biological process: peptidyl-arginine methylation. The transcript is spliced from 10 exons. The coding region runs from base 16 to 1242 and encodes 408 amino acids.